AUAUUCUUCCGCCAUGGCUGACGUUCGAUUCCAACUCGCUCAUGAGAAACCUCGCUUUUUCAAAAGCAAACCCAACCACAAAGACAAGGGUGCGCCACGGGGCAUACUGAAGGCCCCAGGCGAAUACGAAGUCGGGCAAGCUCCUUUGAGCUCUUCGAACCGGCACCACGAUAGCCGUCACAGCUCUAGAUACCCACCGUCGACAGCCAUCCCAUCGCCCACGGGCGUCAUCCCAUAUCACAGCCUCCUCACCCCCCACUUCGACUAUUCAUCAUCAUCAGACCGCGGGACAGAAGCCGAAAUCCGGCUAAACUCUUUCCUCUCCGACCCCAGGUUCACAUGGAAUAUCACCCUUCCAUCAACGACUGCGACGUAUCCUUCACGGAUACCUAAUCUCCAACUUCCUGCCACAGAGCCUCCCACACAUAAACUCACGCUUCGCUUCUCUCUCCCCCACCCCGACUUCUCAGAAAUGAAGCAUUCAUGGAACUCGCUCACGGUCCGCGCCCGGGAUUCCAGGCGUGUCACGAUACGUGACAUUCUUGAUGCGAUAUACGCGUACUUCCAGACGACGCUCAAGUUUCACGAGUACAACAAUCUACCGCUCGAUGCUUACCAUGAUCUCAUGGAGUCGUAUACGAGAAGACUCGAUUGCCAGAAGCACGGAUCGUACCUCGGGCACGAUCCCAAGAGGGAGGACGCCCUUCUGGGAAACACCUCCUUCCACGGGUUGAAGUUGUCGUCGGUGAAGGAUGGUGAAAUCAAGUUUUCACUAUUACUUGGUCCUUCGAUCUACUGAGCGUGCUUUACCCUUACAUUUAUUCUGGUCUGGACACCAUCAUUUAUUUUUUUCGCAUCUCUCUUUAGGUACCUACAUGUACGCACUUACGACCGCAUUAUAUCACAUAGACUCUCUAGCGGCCUUACGAAACCCCAAGCGGUAGGCUUGGGGUAUUACACGACUUUUACGACUUGUAAUGUAGCAGUGUAGACAAUCAAACUGCUUGAAACGCCCAUC
Messenger RNA from Laccaria bicolor S238N-H82, 1018 nucleotides. RefSeq lists its product as uncharacterized. Bases 14 to 799 code for a protein of 261 amino acids. The record is from RefSeq and is a predicted model, not a curated record. The transcript has 2 exons. NCBI's taxonomy places the organism in Eukaryota, Fungi, Basidiomycota, Agaricomycetes, Agaricales, Hydnangiaceae.